Cadophora gregata is the source of this 1901-nucleotide messenger RNA. RefSeq lists its product as uncharacterized. The transcript is spliced from 3 exons. Gene Ontology annotation, molecular function: protein binding. Gene Ontology annotation, cellular component: nucleus. The coding region runs from base 396 to 1901 and encodes 501 amino acids. The record is from RefSeq and is a predicted model, not a curated record. Lineage: Eukaryota; Fungi; Ascomycota; Leotiomycetes; Helotiales; Ploettnerulaceae.
CUUCAUGGACCGCAACAUCAUCAAGUUUAUCGAACAAGUCAAAUUAUUCGAACCCAAGAGCAAGGUAUUGGCAAUUGUGUGUAUUACCAUGCUCCAGAGAAAAGUUGCAGGGACUAAUGCCUUAGAGAUUGGUGAUGACGAGGAGAGCAUUAAGAGAGCCUGCGAUUUCUGCUUCAACACUAACUACAAAACCGCUGAUAGCAUCCAAAUCACAACCUCUCUCAACUGGGUAGCACCUGCCACGCCGACAGGAUCAGAAACCGCUCCGGCACAAAAUCAAAGCGCUUCCCAGCUCGUCAACCUCACUCCAAAGCCGGAGAAGAUUCUGAAAACGUGUGAAGGAUGUGGUAUGGUUUACUACUGUAAUAAGAUAUGUUCAACUGGAUGUGUACCCGAUGUCUGUUGCUACAAAGAACAUCCUGCUUCAGCAUGUUGACAUUGGGAAGGCAUGCCAGAAGAAAGCUUGGCGUCAACACCAUAAGCGGGAAUGUACGAUCUUCAAGGCUGGCAGAGAAAAGCUACGUGAUAUCAGAGCAGACAUAUGGGUAGACGAUAAAGAGAGUGAAGCGAACACUAAGGAAGAGAGCAAAGAGAAGGAUGGUGCCGGCGAGGGGGACACACAAGAAAAACAUGUGGAAGUGGACGAGAGUGCGGACUUGGAAGACGUCUACUUUGACAUCUUCGACAACUGUGUUCGAAUGACCAUUCGCUUCGUGAUGUUAUUCAAAGCAGGUCAGUCUCGAGCUUCGAUGAAGGACAGCCCGUUCGACCAUCUCUCCUGGAACAUACAAGAGCGACAACUGUCAGCGGAUGCCGAGGAAAGAUACACCGAGAUUGUAAAGCUUGUCAAGGAAUUGACACACACUUCUUUUAAUGUCGACGAGAUAUUUGGAUGGGCUCGCAUGCUCGAUGAAAGCCGACGAAAACUCCAGUUACCGAUCUUGAAGGGUCCAAACCAACCACCCCACAUCGGCUCCAUGGUGUCGCCAGGAUGGUUCAUUGACCCCAUUCUUUCCAUGAUCCAGCACUCUUGCGAACCCAAUGCCCGGCCCGUCGUCGAGGAUGGUAAAAUCUGGGCCCUAGCGUUGAAAGGGAUUCCUGUGAACGGCGAAGUUACUUUCAAUUACGUCCCUGAUCACUUGCAGUACGAUUAUCUCCUUCGAGACGAUACCUUGCAGACCGAAUGGGGCAUUGAUUGCUGUUGCCCUCUUUGCCAAAAGGGGCGCACCAAGCUUCCAGACGAAGAAUGGCACGAUUUUGCUGAAUUACUCUCUCAAGUGUCCCGCCACACGAUGGACGAUCCCCACUGUGACCCAAAGACAAUCGUUCAGAUCGAUCUGUGGAUUCCAAGACUGGAAAAACUGGGCUAUGGUCUACAUGGGGAGUACUUCUCGAUUUAUCGUCGAUUGUGGUGGAUUCGGCUUUGCCAAUGCUACGGUAAGAAGCGGUACAAAGAAACUCUUCAUGCUUGUCUGAAACUCUACGUGGAGAUCGAGCUGGGACAUAUCGGGAACGAGGAACGAAUUGACACUGUCUAUGUUCUUUGCGACUUGCUGGAUCCUGCGGCCUACGUUCGUAGAGUCAAAGAUGAAGGAUGGACCGGACUGCCUCCAGAUAUUAAGCGCGAGUUGGUCGACCUCCACUGCUGCAUUCGAAUUCGUUACAAUAGGAUGGUGUCGCGAUGCUUCGGGGAUUCUGCCGACAUUGUACGAUUCGAAAAAGAGGCAUAUCAACAACAUCUUGGCCAAGUAGAGGAGGAGAUAGGUUCGAGACGCACCAUGACUCAGGGCGAUAUCAUGAGCUCACGGACGAACAUGCAUGAAGGAUUCAAUGAGCUGCUCGAUUGUGUUGGACUUAUCGUUAUUGAUGAUCCGACUGUUCUUGAUAAGCUACUUGGUUAA